Messenger RNA from Aspergillus brunneoviolaceus CBS 621.78, 679 nucleotides. RefSeq names its product DUF504 domain-containing protein. The record is from RefSeq and is a predicted model, not a curated record. The transcript has 2 exons. NCBI's taxonomy places the organism in Eukaryota, Fungi, Ascomycota, Eurotiomycetes, Eurotiales, Aspergillaceae. The coding region runs from base 199 to 657 and encodes 152 amino acids.
UGACGGUCCGUCUCCAGCUAACGUGAGAUUUGUAUGCCGCCUGAAGGCUGCCUAGACAGAAUAUAGAUCCCCAUCGCCAUCAACAUCCCUCCUUCAUUAUUAAAAUCCAUCUUCCGCUACUGUAACCGUACCAAUAAAAUCAUCACUCUGAUUCAAACCUCUUUUGUCCUUAGAAGCUAUACACAUAUGCCGAUAAUCAUGGCUCUCCAAGCCCCCGAGCAAGUCUCACAAGUCCUUCCUACUAUGGACACUACAAAGGAAAGAAGUUCCUCAUCACGACGAAGCUCUCCAGAGAGAGUCGCAACCCUCAUCCUUCAAGAGAAGCCCAUUCAUGCCCGCCAUAUCCCCACGAAACCCGCGACGGUGGAGAAUCGAUUACGACCUGCUGCAGAUGUCAUCAAUCGCAUAAUAUGGGACCCGGACUACGAUAGUGAUGAUUUCGUGAUUGUAUAUGAGGACCGAUUCGAGGGACGCCUUGAAGCCAGCUUCAACACGUGGAAGCGAGAGACGACGCACGACGAGUUCAUCCCCCAACAUCGUAUCCUCCAUAUCAAACGCCGGUCGGAUGAAGAGAUUGUUUGGGAUCGAAGGAGGAGGAUUGACAAGGUCUUCUGUAGUGGGAACUCGGCCUUUGACUAUCUGGGCUUUCUUAGUUGAAUGGAACAACUUUCGAGAGGAC